CCUGAGCCGAAGGCAGACGCUUAAUGACUGAGCCACCCAGGUGCCCCGGGCUUAGGCAAUUUCUUGUGUUGUCAAAGUUUGGUAGACUUAGGCGUUUUACAAGCUGUACAUUUUUGCAAACUGUAGUUUCUCUUUCAAUUCUCAAUUCUCUUCUGGUCUUUCUUCAGCCUGUGUUGAAGGAUAGACCAUUAUCUUCUGGAGUUGUGAUCAAGACAGAUUAGUAUUGCUCUUUACUGGGUUAGAAUUGAGUAUCAAGUAUCCAAUGGUAGUUCUUACUUAGUCUCAGGUCUUCAUGUUAAUAAUAGUUGAUUGUUGUUAAAUCAUGUGACUUGGGAGUAGCUACACAACAGCAUUUAAGGCUCAGAACAGAAAGCAUCUGCCAACUGUAGUAAAAUUAUCAGAGGCAAAAUAAGUAUUCUACUAGAAUGCAAAGCCAGGAGGCUAGGUUACAAAACCCAAGCUACAAAAACAUAUUCCAAAGUCCAGGUGGGUCUAUUCUAUAGAGUCAGGUAGCUUCUUUCUUUAGCUUAGUCAAAGACUAUUGUACCUGUCUAAUGAUUUUUAUAGACCUUUAUAUAUAAUAAAUGAAACUGCCCUUUGGCUUGCCACAAGGAAAUAGAAGACUAUGUCAUUGCCCAUGACAAUCCUGGGUAGUGAACUUAAACUGGUUUCUUGGGCUUCCAUAGCAUGAGUCGAAAUUUGAACCACCUUUUCUAGUUGUAUUCAAGAGAGUUAACACUUUUGAGAACUCUCCUGUGUAUCCAAUUCCUGCUUCAUUUUGGAAGUCUUUGGUUAUCCUUCCAAGGAAACAUGCUACCGUGAAUAGAAAAGGGCUUUAAAUAUCUGAAAACUUCUUAACAAUUAUUCUGUGCACAAGAUAGGUUUGGGUUUAGGAGGUAGGCAAGAAUCUGGUGUAGACCUAAUUAAUCCCUGGUGAGUUAGAGAUAAUAUUAGGGAUAUAAAUGAUAUUUAUCACAACAGAAAUGAGCCAAUAAUUGUUUCCUUGAGCUGAGCACAUUGUGGAGUUUAGUUCCUGCAUACAAGUUUGGAAAAUCUUUGGAGAAAAUGACUAGUGCAGUGAGAAUAGCAUUUGUUCCCUUCCCUGGUGAAUCUGGUUCUGCUGACAAUGCUGUUAUGAUUAUGGUAGAAGCAUUUUGUUGACUUGGAGUAAACUCAGUUUUUACAAGAAUGAAGGCUGCGGCUACCGAUUAAGAGGAAAAUUCAAAUAUCAGAAGAGACCUUUGGGAAGAAACUGGUCUCAGGAGUUUAAAGGAAGAGAUACUACAUCUUUUACGGUGGAAUUUGACAGUUUCAAAGAGUAGCUGUGGUCUAGAAAACGGAAAAGUUUUGCAUUCUUAAGGUGGCCAAAAAAGACCACAGAGGAUUAAGAAUAAGAUCCUUAAAUAUGUAAAAUAAAAUCCUUAAAUACGUAAGAACAUAUUGAGAAACCUUUAUCUCUAGGAGGUGCCAAACUAUAGUAAGCAAAAGAGGGGAAAAGAGCAAAGGUAUCAGAAAAUUGAUCAUGUUUUUUGCCUUGGGCAGAAGCAGUUCAUUUUCUGUUAUCUGCUUGACUUGAGGGUUUGAUUAGCAGUUUUCCUUCAAAGAUAAUGGCUUCUGUAAGGAAGACACUUGUUAUGAGCACUGGGUGUUAUAUGUAAGUGAUGAAUCACUAAAUUCUGCUCCUGAAACCAAUGUUAAACUGUAGGUUAACUAACUACAAUUUAAAUUAAAAAUUGGAAGAAAAAAAAAUACAAUGGCUUCUGGAGAAUCCCUGAGAAUCACUCACUGAAAGUCUCCUGAUGGAGUGGUUGUCCAGCUGUUUGGAGAAGAUACUUGUCAUUUAGUUGGGAAACAUGAAUCCAGGAGUCAUUGUCUUGGACUCUCACUGCCAUGCUAGUUACAGUAUCUGAUAAGCUUAUUUUUCAUUGAAGGCAAUUUUCAUUUCUCUGAUGUCUCUUCCAGAAGACUAUAUUUGCCGAAGAUUGAGGAUGUUACGAAAAUUGAUGUUUUUGUAGAAUGGAGGAGAGUUGAAUUCACUGUUGCGGUAUAGCACAAUUAUAAGAUUAUUAUUUUAUUUCUUUAUUCAUGAGAGACACAGAGAGAGAGGCAGAGGGAGAAGCAGGCUCCCAAGGAGCAGAGAGCCCGAUGCGGGACUUGAUCCCAGGACCCUGGGAUCAUGACCUGAGCUGAAGGCAGACGCUUAACCAUCUGAGCCACCCAGGCAUCCUCAGUUUGGGUGAACAAGAUAUGAAGACAGUAUGCUUUGUGGAGAUGUGAGUGCUUCCCUGAUUAAGCUUCCCUAGUAGCUUCCAACUUUAGAGUUUCAGAAGGAUCCACAAAGGAAGAAAUUGAGGUACAUCCAAAGCUCUGAGGAGAGGGGAUUGAAGGGUGGGAAAAUCACUUUUGUACAAACUCCAUAUAAAGAAAGAAGAGACCCAUCGAGGACUGAGCACCUAGCCAACUGGAGACCUGUGAUGUUGGACACCAUCGUCCCUUCCGUGCAAGAUCUGGGCAGGCAGGUGCUGCCCACGCUGCUGUCGCUGAGCCAGGAGGAAGUCUCUACUAUCUGGGCAAAUGUGUCAGAAUUUGUGGAACGGCAGCUAUCCCUACACAAGGGGGUUCAGAUCCCAGGACUUGGAAUUUUCACUUUCAUGAGACAAAAACUUGAGGUGGGAAACAACAAGUUUAUUCUGAUUCAGAGGCCCAUAUUUAUCAUGGCGGAGAAGUUAGUACAGAUUCAUGGACUCAAGCAAAACAAAAUAUAUAUUCCUGGUGAUAUCCCAGUUGUUCCACUUAAUUUUGUCAUGAUAUCCCUGGAGGGUCCAUUUAGCAGGGAUACAGUGGAAGGAUGUGUGAAGGAGACAUUGCUUGUUUUAUCACGAUCAAUUUCCAUCAAACAAAAUGUAGAAUUUACUUUCAAAGGAAUCGGGGUCCUUGUGAUUAGAGGCAACAAAGUGAAGAUGAGAUUUUAUAAGGACUUCCUUUGUUCAAUGGAUGGAAGUGGGGCUUUGGCAAAAGCCCUAGCAAAUAGGCCGGACACUGUGGACUCCGUGUUGUCUAGCAGAGAGAUCUUAGGAAAGCGACCCAACAGUGUGCUUGCAUUUCCAAGGAUUGAGCUCAAGGAGAUGGAGAACAAACCACCUAUGGAGACCAUUGUAGAAGAAGGUACAAAGAAUAGACAAAAGAAGUACAAAUUAAAAGACCAGCCAGACAAAGAAGAAGGCAUCAGAGAGAUCUUAUCACCUAAGAGACUUCGAGAUAAACAAGCUAUCUCCUCUCCCAAAAUGACAAGCAUCAACUUGCUGAGUAAGUUAGAGCAGAAUGGGAGUAGCUGGAAGAUUAUGAACCCUGAAAGCUUAUCAUCUCCAGGUUGUUUGAAAAAUGACAGUGAAAUGAAGCCUAAACUUUCUCCAGUCCCCACUUGCCAGGAUCAUAAUAAGGCAGGACAGGAAAUGUGUUAUGUGUGUUUGCAACGAGCACAGCGCAAUUCCCCAUUGUACUACAGUGAGGAGAGGAAGAGGAGAGAGAUAGAAGAUGAGCAACUCAUUCAGCAGUAUGAAAUCCUGAAGGAUCAAGAGGCUCUCUUAAAACACCAGAUGAGAAGUCUGGCUAAUAGAGAACAAAAUCAGAAAAAUGCUGCCUACAAUCUUGGAGUUGCUGAAGCUAUAAGAAUCCACAAGAAUGAGAAACCUGAAUUUUAUAAAUCUUUCCUGUUUGAUAAACGGCCACUCAGUCCUGAGAUUAAUGCUUUUAAACAAGAAGAAUAUUCCCAAAGUCUCCUGAAACAAAUGGAUAACAGACGGGAAAAGGAAAUAAAGCAAAGACAAAACAGAGAGUUGAUGGACCGCCUAGAACAAGUGCAACUCACAGAGGAACUUGCUGCACAAAGAGCCCAGUAUAUAAAAGAUAAGAUGGAAGAAACACAGUGUUAUAAGAGAGCUUUGGAUGCGCAGAUGAAGAACAAACCCCUGCAACUGCCCAUGUUUGAGCCAGACUCUUGUGAGCCCAUCUUUGGUAAGGAUGAGGGUGAGCUGAUGGUGGAAAAGCACAAGCGAGAACAGAAUUACAUGAAGCACCAGCUGGAGGCCGCUGCCAGACACAAGAGGAGAACCAUCCUGCAGCAGCUGGUGGAACAGAAGCGGGACUUGCAGAUGCUUCGGAGGACACAAAAAGAGCACUCGGCGGACAGAAAUGCUGAGCGUAAGCGGUUGAACAGAGUCAACCAGAGCUUGCAGGAGGAGUGGAAAAGCAGUGCUGCAAUGAAGAGGCAGCGGGACCUGGAGGAGAAGGCUUUCGAGCGGGCAUCAGACAAGCUCUUCCUCCUGGACCAGUGUGAGAAGUAUCGGCGCUGCAAGCAGUGCCAGAGGCGCACCUCCAGUGUGGGUGAGAGCAACCUGUGGCCCCUCAACAAGUACCUGCAUGGCUCCCGGUUGUUCGUAUAAAACCCAAAGUUUGGAUCCGUGGUUUCCUGGGGAAAAUUUGUAUCAUUUCAAUGUUUAGGUACGAUGGUGAAACUACCUAUUUUUACUUUAAAGGGAAAAAGUUAUUGCACUGUUUUGGUGCUUUCAGGAGAGGAUUGCUUUUUCACCCCUUAAUGCAUUCAUACAGGCAGGGUCUCCCCUCUGUCUUCCUUCUGCCCCCACAGAACCCUGCUGCCACUGGGGGCUGGGGAUGGGGGACCCAGCCUCAUUCUGGCUCCCGAGGUGCUGCUGACCCAGCCCUGCCACUCCAUGAUGUUGUGUAAGAAACUUGGUCUUCAUCUGUAAUGAACAGUGUCCUAAUAAAUAUUUUCUACAUA
This is a messenger RNA of Mirounga angustirostris (Northern elephant seal), 4798 nucleotides long. RefSeq names its product coiled-coil domain containing 81 (gene CCDC81). Gene Ontology annotation, cellular component: centrosome. NCBI's taxonomy places the organism in Eukaryota, Metazoa, Chordata, Mammalia, Carnivora, Phocidae. Bases 2475 to 4442 code for a protein of 655 amino acids. The transcript has 18 exons. The record is from RefSeq and is a predicted model, not a curated record.